Molecule: messenger RNA, 1861 nt
Organism: Hypoxylon trugodes
Lineage: Eukaryota; Fungi; Ascomycota; Sordariomycetes; Xylariales; Hypoxylaceae
Exons: 1
Coding region: 242-1555 (437 amino acids)
Source: RefSeq, a predicted model, not a curated record
GCCCAAGCUUAUCUGUCUUAAGUUCCAGUUCCAGUUUGUGUUUUUUUCCUUCCUGCCCAAUUCUUCCCUGGUUACUAGCUAGCUUACUACUACAGCACAUAUUAAUAAAUUAGCCUAGUACAAGUACGACCCCUCGAAACCGAUGUCUUCCAUAUAAUUGCUUGCGGCUUCGGAGGCAAUGUGAAUCCUUCCGGGUUACUCGAUCGCUCUUUUUUGGGAGGGUUUAAUUUAAUUGAGAGAGAUGGCGGAGCUUACUACUACAGAGUACCGAGACCGUGGAUUGGGGGAUGAUGCUCGACGUCAUUCGGGUCGCAAGCGAACGCGUGGGGAAGAAGGGGAUGAUGGGGUUGGUUUGGGACGGGUUAUGAGGGGAUAUGAUGAUUAUGACUAUGAGCAUGAGGAAAUGAAGAGGAGGUCGUUGUUGCCCCGGGAUGAGGUGCAUCGGGAUGUGCGACGUAAGAGUUACCGUGAUUCGAGGGAUGACUACGUGUCGCAAUCCAAUGGUUCGUACAAAGAGAAGAGGAGACAACUGCGACGUUCACGAUCUCCUGAUUCCCGCCCCGAGCGUUCACCUGCUACCCGGAAUCACCAUCAUCGCCAUCACCGCCGACAUCACCGCUCCCCAACGCGCUCGACGCGAACCCCAGAUGAACUCCCUCUCGGCGCACGUCUCCUUGUCCGCUCCGACCUCGAUACGUUUCGACCACUACUCGCGCAAUAUCUUAAGGUACAAAAGGGCAAGGACAUAGUCGGAAUGGACGAGAGGGAGGUUCGCGGUCGCUGGAAAAGCUUUGUUGGAAAAUGGAAUCGCGGCGAGUUAGCUGAGGGAUGGUAUCAUCCUGAGACGCUGGAAGAGGCUAUAAUAGCUGGAUAUGGUGCGCGAGAUGCAAGUCAAGAAGGGAUAAAUAAUGGUUCAGUAAUAUCUGGAGACGAGGAUGAAGACGAAGAGAAAGAAGACCAUAAGAAUAAGCAAGGAAGAGUGGAAGAAGAACGCGAUGACGAUGACGACUACGGACCAACCCUCCCCGAAUCUAUGCGAAGCCGCUCGCGCGACCCAUCCGAACCUACUCUUAUACAAACCAAACACGGCCCUGGCAUUCCUAGCCUCCAAGACUUGGACCAGCGCCGCGGCGACGCUGAGGAAGAACGUCUGGAGCACAUCGAAUCGUUACGCCUAGCCCGGCGUGCCGACCGUGCAGAACAACGGUCGCGUCUCGAUGAAUUGGCCCCGCGUGCCGAUGCAGGUACCCGUGAACGUCGGCUUGAGAAGAAGCGCGAGGUAAAUGACAAGAUGCGCAGCUUUCGCAAUCGGUCGCCAGGUGCUACAGCCGAGGUGGGGGAGGCGGAGCUCAUGGGUGGGGGUGAAGAUGGCGUUGCAGAGUAUAAACGCGCGAAAGCGGCGGCAGAGAGGCGCAGGACGGAUCGGGAGGUUAGGAGGGAGGAAGAGGCGAGGGCAAAGGCAGCGGAAAGGGAAGAGAGGGUUAGGGAGUAUAUAAGAAGAGAGGAGGGGACUAUGGAGGGGCUGAGAAGGAUUGCUAGGGAGAGGUUUGGGUAGGGCGAUGCCUUAAGUUGCUGGGAUUAGUAUGAGGAUUAGGAGUUUGAAGAUUGGAAAUACCCCUGGUAGUAAUCGCUGGGGGGCUAUCAUAAUCUCCCCUGAGGGGUACCUACCUAGGCAUAUACUCCAGCAUAGUGACGACUCCUGUGUAGGCGUGAAAUAUGCGCUGAAGUAUUCAUGAAGCUCUACUGGGUUACUAGAAUAAUAUUAAUUAUAAUGCGACACGACACUGUCGGUUCAUGUAAGGCUGAGAUAUGGUCAAAUACAGGGUUAGGGUCGAGUGUCCGCUACCAUUUUCCUCGGGUA